GUGCGUACACUACAAAUUACAAUCAUCUUUGACAUUGUUGUUCCUUAAAAAGUUAAAUUCUUUUACGAACAUAGACAUUGCAAUAGUAUUAGCCUUGUGUAUACGUACCUUUAUUAUCAUGGCUUAUAAGGUAUAAUAUAAACAAAACUUAACACCUCAGCAUGGGAAAGAAAAGAAAAAAUCAAGAUUUCCAAAAAGUCAAAUUUAAGGUUGGCCGAAAGCUCCCAAAAGGAACAAAUGUAACUGACACAAGUUUCAAGGCGAGGAAGAUUGCCGUGCCUUUUCAAAUUAAACUUACCAACACUGAGGAACCAAAGACUCAUAGAAAAUUAACUGUUAAGGACCUACUAAGCCGACUACAACACUAUAGUCCAUCAACACGCCAUGAGUCCUUGAUGGGUCUGAAAGAUCUGCUAACCCAGAAUUCUGAACUGAUUGAUAGUAAUUUAGCCUCACUUGUGGAACAGCUGUCAGAACUGACUACUGAUAAAGAUGUAGCUGUCAGAAAAGCUGUUUUAAAAGUUUUGAACAUUAUUUUUGGUCAUAUCAAAUCUGAACAGAUUAUCCCAUUUUUUCCUAUUCUGACCUCUUAUCUGUGUUGUGCUUUAACACACAUUAUUAGUGAUAUUCGUCAUGACUCGCUUAGUCUUUUAGAUCUUCUACUAGAGAAAUUUCCAGAUUUGGUAUGUUCUUAUUCAGACAGACUCAUGCCCAACUUUAUGGAACAGAUAUCAACUAAGAAAACUGUAAGUUUGGGCUCAACUUCAAAUUUUACAGAAACCAGGAUUCUUGCAGUGUCACCUGGAGACAAAAUUACCUCACAGGUUUGGAGGGUCAAAGUUUUGACAAGAGUGGCUAACUUUCUGAAAGCAGCUUUAACAAGUUUUCAGAAACAAGAUUUGAUGAAUCCUCAUGAAGGAGAAUUGGAAGUUCAUUGGGAUAGAUUUCGACCAACAGAAAUUUCAGUUUUUCAGCAUAGUGCUCAUGAACCACAGCUAGCAGUUAAAUAUUCAUUGUCCAACCAGCACAAGGUAGCUGUAAAUGAUAUAGGAUGUCUGAAAAAUGCAGAAUUCGUGCAGAAUUUCAUAACUGUUCUGAUGCCUCUUCUUGUGGAAACCUGGAUUGAAGCAAGUCCACAGGCAACAACAGAUUCCCCAGGUAGUGUGUUGUCACCUGAGGCUGCUGAAACUCUGCAGUGUGUCCUUUGUGUUAUGGAGCUACUAGGAGAAUUGGUUUCUGUUUUAUCAACUGAAACAGAAGCUCUAAAUAUGGAUUGGUUUAGAGAAAAUUUCAGGAAAGAUUUUCUCCAGCAUUUCUUCAGAUGGUUUCCGUACUCUCAGCAUCACAGGUUUGUAAAGAAAAAGAAACAGAAAAAUCUGAUUAGCAAGGUACCAUCUACCAGACUAAAUCUUACCAUCUGCAGCCUUUUCACUCUUCUCGUUCCCAAGCUGGGUGAAUCUUUGGGAUCUUUACACAAGCGUAUUACCAAAUAUUUGAUAAAAUUAAUUGAAAAAGAAGAAUUAGAACCAGGAGUGGAUAUAGAAUUGUUACUGAAGGUCAUUCGUAACCUUCUGAUAGCCAACAACGUGAUUGAUGACAGACUUAUGAAUGCUCUAUUAGACUUCUACAGAGUGCUGCAACCUGAACAAAAGGAUUAUCGUGUCUUGCUGGACUUUUUCAUGGAACUGGCUUUGGAUCCUCAGUUUUAUUAUAUGAAAGACAAUUCUUCUUUGGCGUCUUGGCUUCAGUUUUUUCCUUACGAAAUCAUUCAGAAGUUUCCGGCAAACCUUGCAAUUCUCGUGACUGCUGCCAGGAAGCUUGCAAGUAGAGGUGUUCCAGAUUUCUUGUUGGGUCUUCAAGAUUGUGAGGUACAAAUUAUUGAAAUGAUCCGUGAUCUUCCUGAUGGUCCUGAACAUUUGGUUAUUCAACGCCAUCUAGUAGAGCUUGUUUGUAAAAUUCCUCAACUUUCACUAAACUCAUUCCACCUUUUAUCAGAAAUAUCUAGCCAUAAACUGAUCUGUGUGAAGAACCUUCUUUAUCUCAUCCAGAUCCUCAACCAAAGGUUUCUUCGAAAUGAACCUGGAUUUCCUGGUGGUGAAUUUGUCAGUCUUCUCUUGAGUAGUGCUAUCGGAGUUUUGAAGCAGGGCCAAAAUAAACUAUGUAAAGAGUGGCGAGAGAAGAUCGACCUUUUAAUCUUAGCCAACCUGAGCUGUUUUUGCCUUGUUCCCAGUAAGCAAGACGAUUUGUACCGGCAAAUGGAAAUUACUCGUGGUGUUUGCAGUGUAAUACGGGAGUGGCCGGAUAACUUGAAUGUUAAGAAAAUUUUCAAUACAUAUCUGAAGCAGUUUUUUGAAAUAUUUAGAUAUUUACCAGUCCACUCUGCUUCUGCUGUUUUGUGGUUGGCUACAGAAUUAUCAUCCACCAAUAAGGAGAAAGAGCUUGAUAAAGAUCUUUCCUGGGAUCUCGUGCAACUAUCUCUGGCCACGUUAGCUAUAUUACUGAGAUAUGAACGUGACCGUUCUGUGAAUGAAGACUUCGAUGAGAACUACCACAGUUUGGUACUUAACAUAACAACUAGAUAUUUAAAAUCCUGUUCUUCAACUACACUCUUGUACGAUAGCCUCAACCAGUGCACCACGAGUAAGUUGAGAAUAUCAACUCAGUUCCAUAACGUAGUUCUGUGUAUGUUAUAGUUUUCCCGAAAGAUCCUACUACUGAGUUUUGUUUCAGAUAUUUGUUUUUAUGUACACGGAGAAAGUUGAAAUAGGCUGUUUCUCUAGGUGAAAGGUUCACUGUUGUAAACAUAAAGUCGUGGUAAUUAGUGUGUUGUUAGUGAUUAAAGAGUGAUAAAUAGAUCCUACUACUGAGUUUUGUUUCAGAUAUUUGUUUUUAUGUACACGGAGAAAGUUGAAAUAGGCUGUUUCUCUAGGUGAAAGGUUCACUGUUGUAAACAUAAAGUCGGGGUAAUUAGUGUGUUGUUAGUGAUUAAAGAGUGAUAAAUAGAUCCUACUACUGAGUUUUGUUUCAGAUAUUUGUUUUUAUGUACACGGAGAAAGUUGAAAUAGGCUGUU
Limulus polyphemus (Atlantic horseshoe crab) is the source of this 3071-nucleotide messenger RNA. RefSeq names its product testis-expressed protein 10 homolog. Gene Ontology annotation, cellular component: nucleus; MLL1 complex. The transcript has 12 exons. The record is from RefSeq and is a predicted model, not a curated record. The coding region runs from base 162 to 2693 and encodes 843 amino acids. NCBI's taxonomy places the organism in Eukaryota, Metazoa, Arthropoda, Merostomata, Xiphosura, Limulidae.